AUGUCGCCCUCGGCAGAGGCGUCCACAUCGACCGCCGCCGCUGCCGCCGCAGCCGCGGACGUCGUCAGCGCCAGCCCCACCGACCAGCCUAAGCACACGACGUUUUCCUCGAUCGGCAUCUCGCCCAUGCUCAUCCGCUCCCUCGCAUCGCUCAGCAUCAAGGUGCCCACGCCGAUCCAGUCCCUCACCCUGCCCUCGAUCCUCGCGGGCCGCGACCUCGUCGGCGGAGCGCAGACCGGCUCCGGAAAGACGCUCUGCUUUGCCCUCCCCAUCCUCAACGCCCUCAUGCGCGACAUGGUCGGCGGGUUCGCCGUCGUCCUCACACCGACCCGCGAGCUGGGCGUGCAGCUGCACGAGCAGUUUGUCGCCGUCGGCGAGGGCGCCAGGAUGGGCCUGCGUUGCGCACUCGUGCUCGGCGGCAUGGACAUGAUGAAGCAGGCCGCCGAGCUGGCGUCGCAGCGCCCGCACGUCAUUGUCGCCACGCCCGGCCGGCUCGUCGACCACCUCCGCAGCGGCGGCGGAUCAGAGUGGGGCCUCAACCGCUGUCGCUUCCUCGUGCUCGACGAGGCGGACCGCCUCCUCACCCAGACCUUCGAACCCGAGAUCUCCUACCUCUACUCGGUGCUGCCGCCCGCCCGCUCGCUGCAGACGCUCCUCUUCACCGCCACCCUGACGCAGGAGGUCGAGGCGUUUGCGCAGCGCAAGCAGCCAGAGGGCAAGCUGCCGCCGAUGGUGUGCAAGAUCGAGAUGGACGCCAGCACGCCCGAGACGCUGACGCAAAAGUACAUCUUUGUGCCGUCGCACGUGCGCGAGCCGUACCUCUACCACCUCCUGCGCAAGCCGCCGGUCAAGCCCAACGCCGAGCGGCUGCGGAAGCACAAGGCAAAGAAGCGCGCCGAGCGCGAGCGCGACGGUGAGCGACGAGGGAGGAUGGGCGGCGGCGGCAGCAGCAGCAGCAGCAAGAAGAAGAAGCCGGACGGCGGCAAGCGGGGCGCCUACCACGACUCGGACCUCGAAGACUCGGGCGACGACUCGGAUCCAGACGCCGAGGGCUACUUCCCGUCGACCAUCAUCUUUGCCGCGCGGUGUCGGACGGCGGCCACGCUGUCCAAGAUGCUGCGCCAGCUCGACGUGCCCAACGUCUCGCUCCACUCGCACCUGGCGCAGAGCGAACGGCUGGACAACCUGCAGGCCUUCCGGGCGCAGCGGGUGCCCAUCCUCAUCGCGACCGACGUGGGCUCGCGCGGUCUCGACAUUCCCGACGUCGAGAUGGUCGUUAACUGGGACCUGCCGCUCGCCUGGCAGGACUACGUCCACCGCGUCGGCCGAACCGCGCGAAACGGCAAGGCGGGCCACGCCGUCAGCUUCAUCACUGAGCGCGACAUUGACGUCAUCCAGGCCAUCGAGGCCAAGAUCAACGUCAAGCUCACCGAGCUCGAAGGUCUCGAUGAGGAGGAGGUGCUGCAGCACCUCAACAAGGUCGCCACGGCCAAGCGCAUCGCCACCAUGUCGCUCCACCACGACAAGUUUGGAGAGAGGCAGGAGCGCAACAAGAAAAAGGCCCAGCUCCAGAUCAAGGCCGAGAAGCGGGAAAAGAGGAAGAGCGGCAAGGGCUCGUCGGCGGCGGCGUCGUGA
Molecule: messenger RNA, 1635 nt
Organism: Pseudozyma flocculosa PF-1
Lineage: Eukaryota; Fungi; Basidiomycota; Ustilaginomycetes; Ustilaginales; Ustilaginaceae
Exons: 1
Coding region: 1-1635 (544 amino acids)
Molecular function (GO): nucleic acid binding; RNA helicase activity; ATP binding
Source: RefSeq, a predicted model, not a curated record